Molecule: messenger RNA, 861 nt
Organism: Epithele typhae
Lineage: Eukaryota; Fungi; Basidiomycota; Agaricomycetes; Polyporales; Epitheliaceae
Exons: 4
Coding region: 1-861 (286 amino acids)
Biological process (GO): mitotic cell cycle
Cellular component (GO): DASH complex; mitotic spindle
Source: RefSeq, a predicted model, not a curated record
AUGGAUUCUUUCGACCUCUCAAAUGUGGACAUGCCUUCCAGCGGCCUCCGCCUCCUCUCCGAGCCCACGCCCGACAUCAGCUCAAGCUCCGCCUCGCGCACCGGCCCCGGCGGCGCCGACCUAUCCCUCUCCGAGCUCUCCCUGUCCACCCGCCCAGAGCCCAAGCUCACGCUUCGCCGGCCGUUCAGCUUGCUCGCGCAGCCGCAGACGCCAGAGCCGGACGAGAGCGCGUUCGCGCACGACGGCGAGGACGGGGCGGGCGGGGAGGCGACGAUGACGCAGGAGGAGCAGGAGAAGGCGCGGCGCGCGGCGACGCGGACGCGCGAGGAGCGGCUGCAGCAGGACCUGUUCCUGCUGAGGAAGCUGAACGCCGCGUUUGACGUGUACAAGGACGCGCUGCGGGCGACGAAGUCGAGCACGGACAGGGUCGCUGUGAGGCUGGAUCACACGAACGCGCUGCUGGACAAGUAUGUCCGGAUGCUGUCGAAGUCGGAGAAGAUCACGAAGCUUAUGCUGGACGAGCGAUGGUACGGUGCGGACGCUGACGAAGAACAGUUGGACCGUGAAGAAGCUGAGGCACGCGAACGUGCGCAGCGCGAAGAGGAAGAACGUCAGCUCGCCUUGCAAAGAGAGAAGGAGAGGCUCGAGCGAGAGCAGCGCGAACGUGAAGAGCGCGCACUUCGCGAGCAGCAGGAACGCGAACGGGCCGAGGCGGCGGCCAAAGCCCUCGGGGAAGCGGAGUACGAGGGUUCGAAUCGUGGAACUGCUUCAACAACUAGCGGCCUUCCUGGUGUAAGGCGCGGAACCUCUGUCAGAGGGACCACGACGACCUCAAGAGGAGGAAUACCCCGGAGAACAUGA